Molecule: messenger RNA, 939 nt
Organism: Nilaparvata lugens (brown planthopper)
Lineage: Eukaryota; Metazoa; Arthropoda; Insecta; Hemiptera; Delphacidae
Product: protein Dr1
Exons: 4
Coding region: 339-878 (179 amino acids)
Biological process (GO): RNA polymerase II preinitiation complex assembly; positive regulation of transcription by RNA polymerase II; negative regulation of transcription by RNA polymerase II
Cellular component (GO): negative cofactor 2 complex
Molecular function (GO): core promoter sequence-specific DNA binding; general transcription initiation factor activity; TBP-class protein binding
Source: RefSeq, a predicted model, not a curated record
GUGGCAGCACUGACUAAAUAAGAACAGCUGUUACAACUCACAUACAACAGAAAUUCAGAAUCAGAAAUCAAUAAUCAAUGAAACUCGCCAAUGUUUUUGUUUCUUGUGAAUUUUUAUGGUAAAUUCAUGUUAAUAUUCGAUUUUAUUCUUCUCUAAAGUUUUAGAUUUUGUUGUGUAAUCUUAUCAUAAUGAUCAUUAAACAUUUUGUACAAGAAUAGAUAAAUAAUUCGUUCAACUCACGAUAUUCUAGUAGUUUUCCAAUCAGUAUCAUUCAAUUAAUUAUUAUUUCCAAAAUACUUAAGAGUUCUGAUCAGAGCUCAUUACAAAUUGGCCCUCAGAUGACGUCAUCGAGUGUAGGAGGGGCGGGAGUGGGUGGAGUGCCGGGUGGUAACGGAGAGGAGGAUGAGCUGACCCUACCUCGAGCGUCCAUCAACAAAAUGAUCAAAGAAAUUCUGCCGAGCGUGCGCGUGGCAAACGAAGCCCGCGAUUUAGUGCUCAACUGUUGUACCGAAUUCAUUCACCUCAUAUCGUCCGAAGCCAACGACAUAUGCAACCAACAAAUGAAGAAAACUAUAAACGCCGAUCAUAUUUUUGCUGCAUUAGACCGAUUGGGAUUCGGCGAUUACAGAGCCGAUGCUGAAGCAGUAUUACGAGAUUGCAAAGCAGUUGCCGCCAAGCGAAGAAGACAGAGCACACGACUCGAGAACCUGGGAAUACCCGAAGAAGAAUUGCUCAGGCAGCAGCAGGAACUAUUUGCCAGGGCGCGGGAAGAGCAAGCAGCAGCCGAACAACAAGAGUGGCAACAGCUGCAAGCCGAGGCACAAGUGGUCGCAAUGCAACAGACGUGUGAUGACGAUGAUGAUGACGACUAUUCCUGAACAAGCCUAGUCUUAACUCCAAUUUAUUUAUAUUUUCUAAUAAAAUAAACGUUCAAGCAAU